Messenger RNA from Heterobasidion irregulare TC 32-1, 1116 nucleotides. RefSeq lists its product as uncharacterized. The transcript is spliced from 3 exons. Bases 466 to 1116 code for a protein of 216 amino acids. NCBI's taxonomy places the organism in Eukaryota, Fungi, Basidiomycota, Agaricomycetes, Russulales, Bondarzewiaceae. The record is from RefSeq and is a predicted model, not a curated record.
GCUUGAAGCUUCAGGCAAUCCGCUUUAGCCAAAACCUCAAAUACACCAGGGCCACCUAGGGCCACACUUUCCGAGGCACGUGAAUGUGCCGUUGCAACGGUCGCCACCGAUACACAGCAUGGGGAACUUGUGGAAAAAAUUAAUCAACUGACUAUCUUCUGGGAGAACAACGUGACGCUGCGUGCGGAUGCCGAAUCUCAAGGGAAACGCGCUCGGGCGCUGGACUCCAAGCUCACGACCUUGAGUGGCUCGACGCCGCAAACGGUUUCAUCGUGCGCAAGCAGAGCCGGAAGUGGUCGAAUCGCGCGCAGCUGCGGAUGGUGCGCGGGGAGGGCUCGGUGUCAUCACCCUAGGGCCUCGACGACCCCGGCGAGAGGCCAGACAGGGGCUUGGACGAGCUAGAAGGAGAUCGGUGUGCUCAAGGACCGUGCGGCUAAGGUCGGAGAGACGAAAGAGCGGGCGCGCAUGCUGCUGGUGGCGAGCCCAACCAAGGAAGAGUGGGACGUGCACCUGAAAGAAUGCCAGCGCUUGCUGAUGGAGGGGUCGUUGGUCGCUCACGGGCAGCUGCUAGACGAGCUCAAUCAUGAUGUGGAUGACGCAGUCAUGACCCUCGAAGAGGCUUCACAGCACCUGGUCCACGCGCGCGCCUGCUAUCUCUCGCUCGACAACAAGCACCGGAAGAAGCUCGAGGCCCGUCAGCAUGCCAGGCAUGUGCGUUUGCAGUCGUACAAGACCAUCGAGGAGCUGGACGAGUUCCGGAACCCCACACCCAUGCACUUAGCUCUGCCCUUCCUCAACGUGUUCCACGGUCUCUAUGGUGGCAGCGUCCCGCUCCACCAAGGUCCACGCACCCAUGCUGCUCCACGACGCGGACAAUCACGACAACGGAGCGGAGGACGAGGAAGAGGAUCGGCCACGUGGAGAUGGGAGGUAGUGGACGACGAGGCCAUCUACAUAGGUACAUCGUCAGUCGCCCCAAUUCCUCCUCUCCUGCUCUCCCUCCUGCUCUUCCAGCUGUCCCCCCGCUGGUCCCAUGCCCACUGGCCCACUGGCCUGCGCGCGCGCAUCGUCCACGCCCCCUCGCGCAUCGUCUGCGUUGCCCAGACCCCCGCUUGA